AUCUUUGUGAAAUUUGCUGAUACCCGCAGAAUUAUUUGCUGUUUUGCCCUAAUUAAUUUUUUUUUACUAGAGAUACACGCAGAAUUAUUUGCUGUUUUGCCGUGUACACGCAGAAUCAUCUCAGAUAGGCUUUAGGUCACUGUAAAAUUCCUCCCUAAAUUCAUGAAAUUUUAAAGUAGUUUUGGCAGAAUAAUCUGAUAUUUUGCCCGAAUUUUUUGUACUUGGAUUAGGGUUUAUCUCACUGUAUAAUUCUUCCCUAAAUUCAUGGAAUCAGAGUGUUCAACUUUUUCAGAAAUUUCGACGAUGCACAUUGGAAAUUGAAGUGUGAAAAAUGUCGGGAUCUGAGUUAGGAUUGAUGGAUAAUAUUGGGAUGCAGAAGUCGCCGGUGAUAAUGUCGCAGCCGGGAGUACAUAGCAUGCAGAUUAGUUUCGGUGCUGACGGUAAUCCGGUCUAUAAGCCGGUAACUGGUAAUGGAAAUGGCGAGGGAAUGAACAUUAACAUGACAAUGGGGGAGCCAUUAAAGAAGAAGAGAGGUCGGCCUAGAAAGUAUGCCCCAGAAGGUUCUGCUCCACCUCCUGUUCACGUGACAAAAAAUCAACCGUGUUCUGGGGGGUUCUCUUUAUCGCGACAGCAGCUAUCGGAGGUGAUUCCGGCUCAACAUCAGGUUCAGCGGCAACACCAGCCGACACCACCUCCUCUGCACACUGUUUCUGUGGAGGUGGGAUCAUCGCCAUCAAAAAAGGGUCGAGGAAGACCCCUUGGUUCUGGAAAAAAGAACCAAAUGGAUGCUGUUGGUGGUUCACCUGGAAUUGGUUUUACUCCACAUGUCAUUACUGUCAAUGCUGGCGAGGAUGUAGCUUCUAGGAUCAUGUCAUUUUCUCAAAGUGGUCCAAGGGCUAUCUGCAUUCUUUCUGCAAUUGGUACUAUAUCAAACGUGACCAUUCGUCAGUCGGCGACCUGUGGAGGAUCUGUGACAUAUGAGGGGCGGUUUGAAAUUUUGUCGCUCUCAGGGUCCUUCAUGCUUGCAGAUAGUGGUGGUCCACAAAGCAGAAGUGGUGGUUUAAGUGUCUCCUUAGCAGGGAGCGAUGGCCGUGUCUUUGGUGGUGGUGUUGCCGGUCUCUUGAUUGCUGAAUCCCCGGUACAGUGCUUGCUAGAAGCUCAAGCCUUCAAAAUCAAAAUAAUGUAUGAGAAAACCCAGAAAUAUAUCAAGUAUCAACCAAUAUAUUAUGAAGGCUGAAAACACAGAAGCAAACAGCAGAUAAGCGGAAUUGAGGAAGGAAGAUAGCUCAUAAGAAGGAAGAUUGAACCUUUUGCCAGCCUUUUUGGUUCUGUGGACGCUUGAAUUGUAUCAGCUUCACCUUCUUUUGCUUCCUUCUCCACCCCCUUGCUAUCGCAGCAUCUGGACUUUAUAAUGAGCCAAUGAGAGGCUUUGGCAUUGUAUAUAAAUAAACAUAUUGGUUUGGCUUAAGCUUUCACAAUUUGUUGUAGAAAAAGUGAUGCAGGUGCAUCUAAAACAAAUUUCCAUGGAGCCCAAUUUAAAGGAUUGCUAGCAACAAAUAUUUUACGAGUAUUGCUCAUACAAAACACCGAAUGAUUUGAGAAUGAACAACAAAUAAAGGGGAUUUUUUAACCAUGAAAAAAGCUCACCUAGUUGCUUAGGUUUUCUACCCAUGAAGAAAGCUCACCUACUUGCUUAAGCUAUUAGCUUACUUAUCCUAUGGUUAAGUAACCUCCUAAGCACCUCUAUGUGUUGUCUUCUUUACUCAUCAAAGCUACCUUAUAGCUUAGGUUAGGUGGCACAAGUUAAGACAUGGAAGGACACAAAUUGAAAAAGGAAGCUGCCAACCAAAAAGGAUGAUUUACAACACAUCUUCUUAGCAUUUUCUUAUUAUUUCCUUCCUCUUAAGUUUUCCUUUAGUGUUAAGUAAUUUUACCUAUAAAUAGCCAUGUAUGUUUCAUUGUGAAAUCAGAAUUUUGAGAGUGAAAUACAAGCAUUGUGCUUAGAGUAAACUUAGUUUACAUGUGUUUAGAGCAUUUGGGUCUUUUAUGAGAACAAGUGUUGUGUCCAAAAAUCUUAAUACCUUUAUCAAUAUAAAAACAAGUCUUUAUAUUGUGGUGGUUUAAGUACUAGCUUAACUUGUUGAGAAGUGUUCCGCUUUGAGAGUUAUACUAGUUUCAAAUACAAAUCGUGUGUAGCAACCUUAGCGAGUCUAGAGAAAUAUUAUUGCAUCAGUCCCUUUAACCAUCCUUUGUUUAUCAUUAUAACCGAAACACAAAUAGACCAUCACACCCUAAACCUUACGCAUCAAAAAGGUUUUCAUCUCUGCUUUCUAGUUUUAUCAGAAAACAGAAAUUUGAAAAAGGGAAAAUCUGCAUGUCACUGGAAAAUAACUUAUCUUGAAUCUUGCUAGUUUUCGUUUGUGUACCUCUAUACUUCUCUCUCCAGAAAAGUUUAUAUCUUUGAAUUGUUGUUCUUCUAUGCUUUUAUUGAUUAACUUGGGAUGUGUUGUGUAACCAAGUUAAAGGAUGACAAACAUACAUGAGAAAGCUUUUGCCUGAACACUCUUAAGAGAUAUGGUCCAUUUUUACGGUGUUCGUAAAAAUUUAGAUUUACUAAUGGCUAUCUCACUAUUGCUCAUACUUUAAAGAUCAUACUCCCUCCGUUCCUUAAAGAAGUUUCCAAUUUUCAUUUUGAGUGUUUCAUUUGUUGUUCCCAUAAAAUAUCUACAUCACAAAUUUUGGACAAAAAUAAUAUUGCUCAUUCUCAUUUUAAUAUUUUAUAAUGCUUAUGGUCCCCACAUAUCUUUCACUAAUUUCAUUUUAAUAUUUUUAUAUUCCUUAUGGUCCCAACAUGUUUCUUACUAACUCUCGAAAAAUAUUUUUUUAUUAGUUGUGGUCCUCAUAUUUUUUUCACUAUCUUUCUUUUAAUAUUAUUUUAAUAUUUAUGGUCUCUAUUUUUCCCCAAUCAAUUUUAUUAUUCAAUAAAAUAAUAUUUUCACUAUCUAAAACAUUUUAUUUUUUUAAAAUUUCAGUGAACAUUCCUUAUGGGAAUUUUAUUAAAGAACGGAGCAAAUAGUAUUCUAAUCAAAUCUGAACAAACCACUAAGCAGAUUUGAUUGAUGUACACUAAGCAGAUUUGAUAGUAGCUCUCU
Molecule: messenger RNA, 3152 nt
Organism: Amaranthus tricolor (Joseph's coat)
Lineage: Eukaryota; Viridiplantae; Streptophyta; Magnoliopsida; Caryophyllales; Amaranthaceae
Product: AT-hook motif nuclear-localized protein 10
Exons: 6
Coding region: 332-1237 (301 amino acids)
Molecular function (GO): minor groove of adenine-thymine-rich DNA binding
Source: RefSeq, a predicted model, not a curated record